Messenger RNA from Musca domestica (house fly), 823 nucleotides. Its product is annotated as putative RNA polymerase II subunit B1 CTD phosphatase RPAP2 homolog. Gene Ontology annotation, molecular function: RNA polymerase core enzyme binding; RNA polymerase II CTD heptapeptide repeat phosphatase activity. The record is from RefSeq and is a predicted model, not a curated record. The transcript is spliced from 4 exons. Lineage: Eukaryota; Metazoa; Arthropoda; Insecta; Diptera; Muscidae. Bases 110 to 556 code for a protein of 148 amino acids. Gene Ontology annotation, cellular component: cytoplasm; nucleus.
CCAUUUGUGUGUUGCCAACUAACAUGCAUCUAAGGAAGUUGGCUAUACGCUAAAAUAUAAACAAAAUAAACUUUUUAAUUUUCUUUUAGAAUAAAAAUCCUGGAACACAAUGAGUAAAACCACCAAAUCUACCAAAACCCAGCAGCUAAGCAAAGAACAGCUGAUUGAAGCGGUCCGUAAGAAAAAGGAAUGUAAUGCCCGUGCCCAGGCAAUUGUGGAAUCGCUCUUGGAACGCAACAUUAACGAAGAUGAGUUUCUGAGAAAGCUAAAAGACAUAAAUCAAUGCCACUACGACGAUAUUGUGGAUGAAAGGAAUAUUUUACGUUUAUGCUCUUAUCCGUUGUGUGAUGAAAUUCUGGAAAAUGUACCAACAAAACAGUAUCAAAUCUCAACAACAACCAACAAAGUGUAUGACAUUACUGAUCGAAAAAAAUUCUGCAGUACCAAGUGCUUCAAAGCCUCGGAGUACAUCAAGUCUCAGAUGUUAACGAGUCCAUUGUGGUUAAGACAUCAAGAGAUUAUACCCGAGUUUAAAUUGUUAAAACUAAAUGAUUGAUGUGCAACCACCAACUGUUCAUUUUGGCCAUUUAUUUAUGAUUAUAAUAUUGUUAAUUCUUUAAACCAAUUUGGAAUCAAAUAUUAUUUUUUUUUAUAUGUAAUUUCUAUAUUUAAAACAUAAUAUGGAGUUUAAUAUAUGUAUGGCGUACACAUAGCAGGUUAUACAAAAAUCCAAGCGCGUAGGUAUGAUAAUUGAAUGAUAGAAGGAACGAGGGUGAUGAUUUAAGGAUAGCGGUUCUUUGUAUUUAUAUCAUUACAAUGUUAU